Messenger RNA from Daktulosphaira vitifoliae (grape phylloxera), 3008 nucleotides. Its product is annotated as cap-specific mRNA (nucleoside-2'-O-)-methyltransferase 2-like. NCBI's taxonomy places the organism in Eukaryota, Metazoa, Arthropoda, Insecta, Hemiptera, Phylloxeridae. Gene Ontology annotation, cellular component: cytoplasm; nucleus. The transcript has 11 exons. Gene Ontology annotation, biological process: 7-methylguanosine mRNA capping. The record is from RefSeq and is a predicted model, not a curated record. Bases 248 to 2464 code for a protein of 738 amino acids. Gene Ontology annotation, molecular function: methyltransferase cap1 activity.
UUAUAAAUGCAAGUAAUAGAUUUUGAGGGAAUGUGGGACGUGCAUGUGAUGACGCUGUAAAUAUUUCUUUAAUUAACUGUUGUUUUGAGUCAAUGAUGCAGUCCAUAAAUAAUUAAUAAUUUCUCGAUAAUUAAUAAAUGAAUUAUUUUAAUCUAAAUAAAAAUUUGUAAUCAUAGAAGUUUUAUUUUGAUUAAAGAAUCUCUAAUAUCUUUCGUCAUUGUAUCUAGUUAUUUUGAAGGUUGGAAUAAUGGGCAAAAACGAAAAUAUUUUUUAUAAUAAUUACAAUAAUAAUGAUAUUUUAAAAGAAAACGGAAUAACUGACAAAAGAAAUAAUUACUAUUAUAAUGACUCUCCUUCAAAACAAUCAAAAUUGGAUGAAACUGCAUCUCAAUUGUUUAAAAAAGAAUUUGAAAUGUCAAUUUCAAAUAAGUGGAAACUACCUGAACCUGAAUCUAUGUUGGCGUACAGCAAAUGGGAGAUACCAGACUUUUUAAGUUUAAAAAAGUCAUUAAACAAUGUCAAAGAUAAGCUAGAUAAUUUCAAUCUAAAUGAUUGGCACAAAAAUACUAAACAAACUAACCCAUCUGGUAAAGUUCUCUCAAAAGUAAGAUCUGCAAUUCAUCCAGAACUGUUAACUACAGCUUGGUUAAAAUUUUAUGAGCUAUUAAAUGAAUCACCUGUAAUACCCCAAGAUAAUAUUGAUAGUGGAAAGUUUAAUAGUGUUCAUCUAUGUGAAGCUCCUGGUGGAUUUAUCUGUGCUCUUAAUCAUUUUAUGAUUAAUAAAAACUUAAAUCUUAAAUGGGAUUGGUUAGGAAUGUCUUUAAACCCCUAUCAUGAAGGAAAUGGAAAUCCUGAUAUGAUAAAUGAUGACCGAUUUAUGUUGUUUACAAAAGACCAUUGGUUUUUUGGCCAUGAGUAUACUGGUGAUAUAUUUCAAAAAGACUUUUAUAAAAAUUUAUAUGAGGCUGUACAAAAGCGAUUUGGCAAACAAGCUAAUUUGGUUACAGGUGAUGGAAGUAUGGAUUGUCAAAAUAAUCCUGAUGAACAAGAAAAUGUUGUUAUGCGUUUACAAUUAGUAGAAACAAUGAUUGCUCUAAUGGUGUUAGAAACUGGUGGAACAUUUAUUUUAAAAAUGUUCACUAUGUUUGAGUGUAACACACUGUGUCGUAUAUAUUUACUUUGUUGUGCUUUUGAAUCAGUAAAAAUUAAAAAGCCUGUAACUAGCAGACAAGGCAAUUCUGAAAUUUAUGCUGUGUGUUGUGGUUAUAAAGGAUUAGAAAUCAUGGAGCCAUGGAUUCAUAAAUUUUUUUCUUCUGUUGAUCGAAUUCAAUCAGAUUAUAGUUUGUUUCCAUUGAAAGAAUUACCCAAAGAUUUUCUAGCUUCAAUGUACAACUGCUCAAAAUAUUUUAGUGAAUUGCAAAUACAAGUGAUUGAAAAUAAUAUUCAACGAUUUUUACAUGGAGAUGAAGGUUCAGAAAAUGAUACUACAUUUUUGAUUGAAUUACAAUACUAUGUUGCCAAAAUGUAUAUUAAUAAGUAUAAAAUUAAACCUAUUGAUUCAUCUCAUGAAAUAGUUGGACAAAAAAAACUUCAAACUAUACUGGAUGAGCUACCCAAAGUCAUAUCACUUCGAAAAGAUUUAGACUACUCUUUUUCAGAAAAACAAAGAAGAAUUGAGUAUCAAGCAAUGGAUGAAGCAAAGUUGCUCCAAAAUGAAGUAAAUGAUUUCACACAAGUUAAGUGGUUAUAUGACAGUUCUUUGUUAUGGUUUUCUGCCAAGGAUGCCAAAAUUGAUUUAUCAGAUAAAUUUAUUCAAAUGGGUAAACCUGUAUCUGUAAUACGUAGUUCUAAAUUUUGUGUGGAUGUCUUAAUUGAUUAUAGUAAUCGAGCUAGAUCAUUGUUUACAAUCCCCACAGAAGAUAGCAUAAAACGUAGAAAUCAUUUUUGGCUUCAAAUACCAAGAAAUACUAUAGAAGGUCACUUAUUUGUUUGUGACUUAACUUCCAUUAAUAUCAGUGAUUGUAUUAAUAACAAUAAAAAACAACUUGAUUCAUUAACAGCUAUAUUAGAAACUUUAGAACUUCUUGAAAGUUCUGACAGUUUAUUACUUAUAGGAUAUCCAUUACUUACUCAAGUUAAUGUUGGUGUAUUUUAUUCAUUAAUCAAUAUUUUUGAAAAGGUUGGAGUAAUGAAACCAAACAAAAUGGGUCAUUCUUUUAUAUUUUGCUCAAAAAAAGUAGACAAAACUGCCAGUGAUUGGAUGUCAUUAUUAAAAGAAAUAGUAGGAUAUAUCAAAGAUCCUAACAUUUCUGAAAUUUUAGAAAAACAGGGAAAAUCAUUAAUAUCAUUUUUUCCCAUCAAUACACUUAUUUUUCAACCAAUUUAUAAAGAUAUAGUAGUGAUGAAUUGUUUGUAUAUUAUAAACGAAGUUAAGAAAACUGUUUCUUCAUUUAUAAACCAGUAAAUUUAUUUAUUGUAGAUAUACUAAAAUUCUAUAAGUAUUAAUUUUUUAUCUAUAUGAAAUAACUUAUUUUGUAUUUAAUAAACCGCUUCUAUAUAUAUCUUGUUAAAUUAUCCAAGAUGUGAAAUUUUUAUAGAGAUUCUCAUAAAUGUUUUUAAAUUAUCAUUUGUUAUGAUUAUCCACUGGAAAAUUGUGUUAUCAUCUUUGAUUUUAUUAUAUAUAAUCAUAGUAAUGUAUACAAAAAUAUUUUCUAUAUACUCUAAAUUUGACUGAUUAAAUAGACUAUUUUGCCUCAAGACUGAUGCAACUUCGGUUGAAAAUUCUAUAGUAUUAAUUAUAUUUUAUAAUUUGUUAUAUUAAUGUAAGCUCUUAUUAGAUUACCAUAAAUAAGAAAUUGAAUCAAACCAAAGUGAAUAUAGGUGCAUUCCAUUUGUUUAAAAUCUUAGUUAUUUAUAUUGUUUAUUUAUUUGAGUUUAUUCAAAAUGUUAAAUGUUUUUAAGUUAUAUAUGUGAUUGCUAUAUUAUUGUAAUUUAUCUGUAUGUAAUUA